UAGUGAAAAAGAAAAAAAAAAAGGAAAAAGGAAAAAAAUUGUUUUUGUAACUCAGCGUUUCCUUAGCUGUGAAAAGUCUCUCUCUCUCUCUCUCCGCCGCAUAUCUUCUCUUCUCAGGCAAUUACACGCUGCCGUUUCGCUUUCUCUCUUCCCUCUCCCUCCCCUUACCACCCCCCCUCUCUCUCAACAACGAAGCUCAAAUUUUUUCUUCUUUGCGGGGUCUUGGCUUUCAGAUUGCAUAUUCCAUUGCUGUGAUUGACAUAGCAAAAAUUUGUUAGUGAAGAAUCGCUGGAAUCAGAUGAAACCUUGGUUAGUAUGUCUGGAUUAAUUGAAGGUCUUCCAGAUGCUGUUGCCCUUAGGUGCAUAGCACGGGUUCCCUUCUACCUUUAUCCUAAGUUGGAGCUUGUUUCUCGUUCCUGGAGAGCUGCCAUUCAUAGCCCUGAGCUGUUUAAGGCUCGACAGGAGGUUGGCUCAGCAGAGGAACUUCUGUGUGUGUGCGCCUUUGAUCCAGAGAAUUUAUGGCAGAUGUAUGAUCCUCUCCGCGACCUUUGGAUUACUCUUCCUGUCCUUCCCUCAAAGAUCAGGCACCUUGCCCACUUUGGUGUGGUCUCAACUGGUGGAAAGUUGUUUGUGCUUGGUGGUGGGAGUGAUGCUGUUGACCCAUCAACUGGUGAUCAAGAUGGGAGUUUUGCAACUGAUGAAGUUUGGUCAUAUGAUCCUAUAAUGCGUCGGUGGGCUCAACGUGCAUCUAUGAUCUUACCUCGUGCCAUGUUUGCAUGCUGCGUUUUGAAGGGAAAGGUCAUCGUUGCUGGUGGCUUCACCAGCUGCAGAAAAUCUAUAUCUCAAGCAGAAAUGUAUGAUCCUGAGAAGGAUGUGUGGAUUCCAAUACCUGAUCUCCACCGCACUCAUAAUUCAGCAUGCUCAGGAUUAGUUAUUGGAGGAAAGGUGCAUGUCUUGCACAAGGGAUUAUCUACAGUGCAAGUCUUGGACCAUAUGGGGUCUGGGUGGACAGUGGAGGAUUAUGGUUGGCUCCAGGGUCCAAUGGCAGUUGUACAGGGAGCCCUCUACGUGAUGAGCCAUGGACUUAUUUUCAAGCAGGAAAAGGAAGUGAGAAAGGUGGUGAUUUCUGCCUCGGAGUUUCGUAGGAGAAUCGGGUUUGCGAUGACGGGACUAGGAGAUGAAAUUUACGUGAUAGGAGGGGUGAUUGGCCCUGACCGAUUUAAUUGGGAUAUGAAACCAAUGUCUGAUGUGGAUAGCUGGACAGUUGGCGGUGAUAGACCGACAUGGCGUCAAGCAGCUCCAAUGACAAAAUGCCGAGGAACAAUUUAUGGCUCUACUCAGCUAAGAAUUUAAGUGUCUCACUGUUUUUUAGAGCAGUUGGUUUUGUUGUGAAAAGUGUACUCUUGUCGAGGCAUUGAAUUCCUCCUAUUGGAGACGAGAAAUGAUCGUUUUAUUGGCUACCUUAUGUUCGUUUUGUAAGCCAUAAAUAUUCUUUCGCCUUGCUUUUUGCCCUUUUCAUUUUACGACUCCAUGCUCAAGCUCAUGCAUCAAAUAUAGCUACAUCAAUAAUUACUCCACUUUUCAAUCA
Theobroma cacao (cacao) is the source of this 1588-nucleotide messenger RNA. Its product is annotated as Galactose oxidase/kelch repeat superfamily protein. The record is from RefSeq and is a predicted model, not a curated record. Gene Ontology annotation, molecular function: protein binding. NCBI's taxonomy places the organism in Eukaryota, Viridiplantae, Streptophyta, Magnoliopsida, Malvales, Malvaceae.